This is a messenger RNA of Rhea pennata, 6554 nucleotides long. RefSeq names its product protein tyrosine phosphatase receptor type U (gene PTPRU). Gene Ontology annotation, biological process: protein dephosphorylation. Lineage: Eukaryota; Metazoa; Chordata; Aves; Rheiformes; Rheidae. The record is from RefSeq and is a predicted model, not a curated record. The coding region runs from base 88 to 4224 and encodes 1378 amino acids. Gene Ontology annotation, molecular function: protein tyrosine phosphatase activity; protein binding. The transcript has 29 exons. Gene Ontology annotation, cellular component: membrane.
ACCUUCGAGGAGGACGGCGACCCGACCCAGUGCGAGUACAGCCAAGGCGAGGACGAUGACUUCGGCUGGGAGCUCAUCCGCAGCUAUAUGAUGCCUCACUUGACUGCGGACCUUCCUCACGGUUCCUACCUGAUGGUGAACGCCUCGCAGCACGCGCCGGGCCAGCGCGCGCGCCUGCUCUUCCAGACGCUGAGCGAGAACGACACCCACUGCCUCCAGUUCAGCUACUUCAUGUUCAGCCGCGACGGCCGCGGCCCCGGCGCCCUCCGCGCCUACGUGAAGGUGAACGGGGGCCCGCUGGGCCGCGCCGUCUGGAACGCCUCCGGCUCCCACGGCCGCCAGUGGCACCAGGCCGAGCUGGCCGUCAGCAUGUUCUGGCCCAACGAGUACCAGGUGCUGUUCGAGGCGGUGGUCUCCAGCGAGCGCAGGGGCUACCUCGGCUUGGACGACAUCUUGCUCCUGAAUUAUCCCUGCUCGAAAGCGCCUCAUUUCUCCCGCCUGGGCGACGUGGAGGUGAACGCGGGGCAGAACGCCACCUUCCAGUGCGUGGCCGCCGGGAAGGCCUCCGAGGCGGAGCGGUUCCUCAUGCAGCGGCAGAACGGAGAGGUGGUGCCAGCCGCCUCGGUGAAGCACAUCAGCCACCGGCGCUUCCUGGCCGCGUUCCAGUUGGACGAGGUGUCCAAGAGGGAGCAGGACAUGUACCGCUGUGUUACCCAGUCCGUCCGGGGCUCGGGUGUCUCGAACUUCGCCGAGCUCAUCGUGAAAGAGCCGCCAACACCCAUUGCUCCUCCGCAGCUGCUCCGCGCGGGCUCCACCUACCUGAUCAUCCAGCUCAACACCAACUCCAUCAUUGGCGACGGCCCCAUUGUGCGCAAGGAGAUUGAGUACCGCAUGACCUCGGGACCCUGGUCAGAGGUGCAUGCAGUCAACAUGCAGACCUACAAGCUCUGGCAUCUGGAUCCCGACACAGAGUAUGAGAUCAGCGUGUUGCUCACUCGCCCUGGGGAAGGAGGCACAGGCAAGCCGGGGCCCCCUCUCAUCAGCAGGACCAAGUGUGCAGAACCCAUGAGGGCCCCUAAAGGCCUCGCUUUCUCUGAGAUCCAGUCCAGGCAGCUGACGCUGCAGUGGGAACCACUGGGCUACAACCUGACUCGAUGUCACACCUACACUGUCUCACUGUGCUACCGCUACUUUGUGGGCACCAGCCACAACCAGACCUUCCGGGAGUGCAUGAAGAUGGAGCGCAACGUGAACCGCUACACCAUCAAAAACCUGCUGCCCUACAAAAACAUCCAUGUCAAGCUUAUCCUUUCCAACCCUGAGGGCCGCAAGGAGGGCAAAGAGAUGAUAUUCCAGACAGAUGAGGAUGUCCCCGGAGGCAUCGCUUCGGAGUCUCUCACGUUCACCCCCCUGGAAGACAUGAUAUUUCUGAAAUGGGAGGAACCGGUGGAGCCCAAUGGCCUCAUCACGCAAUACGAGAUUAGCUACCAGAGCAUCGAGUCCUCCGACCCGGCCGUCAACGUGCCUGGCCCGCGGCGCACCGUCUCCAAGCUGCGCAAUGAGACCUACCACGUCUUCUCCAACCUGCACCCUGGCACCACCUACCUCUUCUCAGUGCGAGCCCGCACAGGCAAGGGCUUUGGCCAGACAGCGCUCACUGAGAUCACCACCAACAUAUCUGCUCCCACCUUCGACUAUGGGGACAUGCCGUCGCCGCUGAGCGAGUCGGAGAGCACCAUCACGGUGCUGCUGAGGCCAGCGCAGGGCAGAGGGGCUCCCAUCAGCAUCUACCAGGUCAUCGUGGAAGAAGACAGGCCCAAGAAGAUCAAGAGGGAGCUGGGCGGGCAAGAGUGCUUCCCGGUGCCACUGACGUUCGAUGACGCCGUGUCCCGGGGCUCCGUGCACUACUUUGGGGCUGAGCUGCCUGCCAGCAGCCUCACCGAAGCCAAACCCUUCACUGUGGGGGACAACCAGACCUACAGUGGCUACUGGAACCCCCCGCUGGAGCCCAAGAAAGCAUAUCUCAUCUACUUCCAGGCCAUGAGCAACCUGAAAGGGGAAACCCGCCUGAACUGCAUCCGGAUUGCCCGCAAAGCUGCCUGCAAGGAAAGCAAGCGUCCGCUGGAGGUGUCGCAGCACUCGGAGGAGAUGGGCCUGAUCCUGGGCAUCUGUGCCGGAGGCCUCGUCGUCUUAAUUAUCCUGCUGGGAGCCAUCAUCGUCGUCAUUCGGAAAGGAAAACCCGUCAACAUGACCAAAGCGACGAUUAACUACCGCCACGAGAAGACGCACAUGAUGAGCGCCAUCGACCGGAGCUUCACGGACCAGAGCACGCUGCAGGAGGACGAGAGGCUCGGGCUCUCCUUUAUGGAUACGCACAACUACAGCAACAGGGGUGACCAGCGGAGCAGUGUGGUCAACGAGUCCAGCAGUCUGCUCGGUGGCUCUCCCCGCCGGCAGUGUGGCCGCAAAGGGUCUCCGUAUCACACUGGGCAGCUCCAUCCCGCCGUGCGGGUGGCCGAUCUCCUCCAGCAUAUCAACCAGAUGAAGACUGCGGAGGGCUAUGGCUUCAAGCAGGAGUACGAGAGCUUCUUUGAAGGCUGGGAUGCUUCCAAGAAGAAAGACAAGACUAAAGGGAGACAGGAUCAUAUGUCAACAUACGACCGCCACCGAGUCAAGCUCCAUCCGCUGCUGGGAGAUCCCAAUUCGGAUUAUAUCAAUGCCAACUACAUUGACGGCUACCACAGGUCCAACCAUUUCAUAGCCACCCAAGGUCCCAAGCAGGAGAUGGUGUACGAUUUCUGGCGCAUGGUGUGGCAGGAGCACUGCUCCAGCAUCGUGAUGAUAACCAAGCUGGUGGAAGUGGGACGGGUGAAAUGCUCCAAAUAUUGGCCGGAUGACUCCGAGAUGUACGGGGACAUCAAGAUCACCCUGGUGAAGUCGGAGGCACUGGCGGAGUACGCCGUGCGGACGUUCACCCUGGAAAGGAGGGGCUACUCGGCGCGGCACGAGGUGAAGCAGUUCCACUUCACGUCGUGGCCCGAGCACGGCGUCCCCUAUCACGCCACGGGGCUGCUGGCCUUCAUCCGGCGGGUGAAGGCGUCCACGCCGCCCGACGCCGGCCCCAUCGUCAUUCACUGCAGCGCCGGCACGGGCAGAACGGGCUGCUACAUCGUCCUGGACGUUAUGUUGGACAUGGCCGAGUGCGAGGGCGUCGUGGACAUUUACAACUGCGUGAAGACCCUGUGCUCGCGGAGAAUCAACAUGAUCCAGACGGAGGAGCAGUACGUCUUCAUUCACGAUGCCAUCCUGGAAGCCUGCCUGUGCGGGGAGACGAGCAUCCCGGCCAGCGAGUUCAAACCCACCUACAAGGAGAUGGUCAGGAUAGAGCCUCAGAGCAACUCCUCGCAGCUGCGGGAGGAGUUUCAGACCCUCAACUCGGUGACUCCCCACCUGGACGUGGAGGAGUGCAGCAUCGCCCUGCUGCCCCGCAACCGGGAGAAGAACCGCAGCAUGGACGUCCUGCCGCCAGACCGAUGCCUUCCCUUCCUCAUCUCCGUAGACGGAGACAGCAACAACUACAUCAACGCGGCCUUAACUGAUAGCUACACCAAGAGCGCUGCCUUCAUCGUCACCCUGCACCCGCUGCAGAACACCACCACCGACUUCUGGCGGCUGGUGUAUGACUACGGCUGCACCUCCAUCGUCAUGCUCAACCAGCUCAACCAGUCCAACUCCGCCUGGCCCUGUUUGCAGUACUGGCCUGAACCUGGACUCCAGCAGUAUGGCCCGAUGGAAGUAGAAUAUGUUUCUGGAGCAGCUGAUGAGGACCUUGUGUCUCGUCUCUUCCGAGUCCAGAACAUCACACGGUUGCAGGAAGGGCACCUGAUGGUCCGGCAUUUCCAGUACCUACGGUGGUCGGCCUAUCGAGACACCCCGGACUCCAAGAAGUCCUUCCUGCACCUCCUGGCCCAAGUGGAGAGGUGGCAGAAGGAGAGCGGCAAUGGGAGGACAGUCGUGCACUGCUUGAAUGGGGGUGGCCGGAGCGGCACCUUCUGUGCUUCCACCAUGAUCCUGGAGAUGAUCAAGUGUCACAACGUGGUAGAUGUUUUCUAUGCUGCAAAGACCCUCCGCAACUACAAGCCAAACAUGGUAGAGACUUUGGAACAGUAUCAUUUCUGCUACGACAUAGCGCUGGAAUACCUGGAGUCGUUGGAGACCAGAUAGCACCUUGCCAGGAAAGCCAAGGCGAGUGGUUGCUUAGGGGGUUUGUGCCAAACAUGCAUUUUGCGCUCGGAUGUCGAGUUCGUGCUGAAGACGAGGAGGAGGGAAAACAGCAAAGGACGGAAUGAAAAACUAAAAUCAAAUGAGAAACGAAAGGCAGGACGUGGGGACGUGCUGGCCAUUCCCGACCUUCAUCCUCUGCUCUCCAUCUUCCUUUCCUUCCUCUCACCCCCGAGCACAUGUUGAACACGGGUCGGACGCCAAGACUCGUCCGUCACUGCAGCAGUGUCACUUUGCCAGCCAGGACUUGGGUCCCGGCCGUGGAUUUGGUGCGCAGGAGAAGCCGCUGGGGCACGCUUGGACAUCUCUGAAGCUAAGGAGGAGGCCGAGGAAGAGACAGCAGGAUCCCAGGCCUGUUUCCCAUCAAGGGCACGAUGGAUAUUUGGAGAUGAGAUGGUUUUUAACGGUACGUGGAGUUGAAGCUGCUCUUCAGAGGAGCCCGGAAGGAUGCUGGCAAGUUUUGCCCUCUGCGGCGCCGAGCUCUGAACUGGAGUAAAGACCCUAAAAGGAGCUUUCUGAAUUUCACCCUGAUCUAAUCAUGAGUUUGAUCUUCACCCUUUUAUCUCUGUGAGUGGCCCCUCUUUGGGUAUGCAGCCCUGGAGAGAGGGGGCUGUAGGAUGCGAGCGCGGGGGGCCCGGGUGGGCGCUGUCCCUCCGCGGGGACCGGUGUCCUUGCAGACCUGUGGAAAUGCCGCUUCCCCUUUGGCUUGGCCGAUCCCGUGCAAACCUUACACCCGUAGCAGUUAAUUCCUCUUGGGGGAGAGUGAAGCUUGGCUGUGAGCGUUGGCUCCGUGAUUUCCGGCUACCGUCGGCGGUUAAAGGCCGUUCCUUGCCUACGGGAUUAUUCGUUUGCAACCAGGUGUCCCAGACGUUUCCUUCCCCUGCCCUCGGGGACCUGCGCUGCCGCUGAGCGCUGCUGCUUUUCCUGACGCUCCAAGUCCUUUCGCAGGCCCCCCCGGGCCUGGGGGUGCAACCCCGGAGACGCUGACCCAGGGGGGUCUGUUUUUGUUGCUUCCCAUGGGAAUUGCUGGACGUGAGGCACCUUCAGGGUGCAAAAAAGCCUUCAAAGCCUGGCGUCGCGGUGGGAAAUUUGGGUCCUUCCCUUACAUCUCCUGCGGGGCUCGCGCGGUUCCUUGGGCUGCUGCUUUGCUUCUGCUGCAGCUUGCAAAACUGUUUUUGGUUUUUGGAUCGUUAUGGCGGUGACGUGCUGACGGGGUCAGGGCUGGUGGCCAUGGGUUGCAGGGCUGUCUCCAAAGGUAGGUCCCAAGCUGGAACCGUCCAAAUCCGUUAGUCGGGCCAUGCCUCCCACACUCAACCAAGUUAAAAUUGGAGGUAUUUCCUUGGAAACCCCGGGAUGAACCCUGCUGUCAGAGGCGUCAGGAUUAUUCCCGUGAUUAGCAGGGCACUGGGGUGAAUCCGACCUCCUUAGGUGAAGCCCGUCCUUGCCUGGAGGAGAUCACCAGCCUUGAUGGAGGGGCUGGAGCCCCUACGGUGGGGCGACCUGGGGCUAAUCCUGGGAACUGGCACCAGGCUAAUCCCGGGGACACCGCGGAGGUGACGAGGAAGGGCAGAGGGGCGAGCUGCGCCGAAACGCGUUUUUGCCAUCUGAUACUGUUUUUAUUUUUUUUUUUUUUGGAUGGGGGAGAAGAGAAAACCUGGUUGCAGUCGGGCUCUUGGAGCGAGCUGCGGUCGGCGUUUGCUCUCCGCGAAGCCGCAGCCGGAGGGACAUGGCCCCAACCUCCGCCCGGGCCCCGAUACCCCCUUUUGCAAAGCGUAGGUAACUCAACGGGAGGUUUCCAGCCCCGAGUGCCGCGGGAUGGAGGAGCACCGGGCGGGCGCGCUCGGAUCGUGCCGCGAUCCGGAGGGGCUGGAUAACCCUUUGGAGGACGUCGUUUGGCCGGUCGAAUCCCGGGCUGGAGCGGCUGCGCCCCGGCUGAGCUCACCCAGAGCAAAUUUCCAUCCGCUUUCCAAGCAGGGACGAGCGCCCCAAGAUAAAUCUCUUCCCUCUCUCCACUUUGGAGGAUUUAUUAGAUUAUUAUAUCCUGUUGCCCCCGGCUGGUUCCUGCCCCGGCUUUUGAGGCUGUUGAACCGGCCGACAUCCGUUCCCGGCGGGAGGGACGUAUCCUGGGCAGGCGCUGCGGUGCUGAGGACCCCGGUCUGGAGCCGACGGCUUUGUGCGCGGAGCCGACGUCAGCGGUGUGGACGGCGGAUUGGUGCCGGGGUGGCCGCGAGCAGCGUCCGACCUUGUGCCUUGAGUUAAGGAGCCGGGGGGGU